GAGACCAAACCUCUGGCGCAGUUAUUUGAAAAUCUCAUGAAGAAACAUACGGAAAUAAAAAAUCAACAACUCAUGCAAUUCAUCUCGAAAGCCGUACCGUACGGAAUCGACCCACCCAAUCCGAAAAUUGCAGAGUAUGAAACCUUUAAAUCCGACAAAUCAGCAAACUUCCUACGAGAUGGCAAUGGAAAUGUUCUCUUUAGACAGUACAGACGGUUACGUCUGGGAGAUGUAAGUUUCUUGGUUUGUAACCUAAGAAAAUCCUAG
Messenger RNA from Haemonchus placei, 267 nucleotides. The record is from the annotation of a GenBank genome assembly. Lineage: Eukaryota; Metazoa; Nematoda; Chromadorea; Rhabditida; Trichostrongylidae.